GUGUGAUCAUUUUAAAACCCGCAGUUUUGCAACCCAACUAAGCAGCAACCCAGAUUGUUACAGUGUAUGACUCUUUUCAGUUUGUGUCAUUCUCUCAACCAACAAAGCUGGCUAAUCCAUGGCCGGGUGAAGCUCUCGUGCAAGAUGCGGCACGCGACAGCUCAGCAGCUGGAAAUCAGUUUGAGAGCACAUUACCCAAAAUUUGUUGCAGCCCAGAGAGGGGAGAGCAUUCAUAUCCCCUCAACCCUUUAAAGAGCACCGAAGAACCGGAGGAGCCACUGUUCAUAGAUUUUAAGAGCUUAGAUUCUAAAGUGAUCGACUCAAUGAAUUCUUGCGACAGAUCACAAAACAUGGAGAGUAAUGGCCACCUCUCAACACAGGAAUUUGUAUGUAUUGACAGCAACGCAUGUGCUGAUGGUAGCAGUGUCUUUGUGCAUGUUGGAAAAUCUCCAAGAGGAGUUUAUCGCAGCUCAGAUGACACGGAAGCACAAAGGCGUGACGGGACUCCCCCAAUAACCUUGGAAACAGGGACACAAACAGGAGCUUUAUCCUACCGAGAUGUCUCGGUUCAGUGCUCACUUAUUCAUCUCCCUUUCCCCUCUGCUAAUAAGAAAACCAGCACCUUUACCACAAGGUGUCAGUAUUCUCAUUUUAAUCCAACAACACAUACUUCUCCAAAAAAUGGGCACAAAAGAACAGGAAGCAUGCCCUCAGGGGCAUCAGCAACAAAGCAGCAGGCACAGAGAAAUCCAAAAUCACAAAUGGGCUUCUCCUUCCGCAAGCUUCAUAGUCAGAAGAGCAUGAAAAGAGAUCUGACGUCAGCUGCGAAACAUCCUUUCUGCAACGCCUCGGAACAGAAAAAAGAGGAAAGCAGGAAGAAAAUAGACAAGUGUGACUACCCUCGGUUGGGAAAUGUGACGCGAAACCCUGUUAAGGACAUCAGGCAUGCAGGAGCGAUUGUGAAAGAGAUGAAGAGGUGAAGAACUUCACAGCAGAGAAAGGUG
Carassius gibelio (silver crucian carp) is the source of this 1004-nucleotide messenger RNA. RefSeq lists its product as uncharacterized. NCBI's taxonomy places the organism in Eukaryota, Metazoa, Chordata, Actinopteri, Cypriniformes, Cyprinidae. Bases 324 to 980 code for a protein of 218 amino acids. The transcript has 7 exons. The record is from RefSeq and is a predicted model, not a curated record.